This is a messenger RNA of Paramecium pentaurelia, 733 nucleotides long. The record is from the annotation of a GenBank genome assembly. Lineage: Eukaryota; Ciliophora; Oligohymenophorea; Peniculida; Parameciidae.
UUAUGGCCCAUUAAUUAGGUGUUAUACAAGAAACAUAUUAAGAUGACUUAUAGGAAUUAAUCUCCAAACUAACAUCUUAAAAUUAGAUAAUAGAUAAAAGAGGACCAAUUUUAAAAAAGAGAAGAGAACUUCUAUUAGGAGCACUUAAAGAUUUUAGAGAAGGGGAAACUAAAUUAUGUGAUUCAAAAAUAUCAUGUAGUACUGCUUUAUUUUCAUCAAUACAUGAUGAUACUGAUCAAAUUCAAAAACUAUAAGAUGAGAUAGCCCUAAAGGAUUAAUAAAUUUAAGAAUUGAAAGAUUAAGUAGAGUCACUUCAAUAAAAAAUUCAUAGAAUAUAAAUAUGUAAUGAUGAAAUGCAAUUUGAAUUAUAAAAACAACAAUAGUAAUAAUAAACAUUUUAAAGAGGAAACAAAUUAAGUUAAUCUAGUAUUUUAUAUAUAUUAAUAUUCUUAGUGAUUGUACCUACCUUAACAAGUUCAACUGAAAAAGCAUAAGCCACUAUUAGUAAAUUCGUAUAACCUUUAUCAACAAACUCAUUUAAAUCAAUUGAUAGUAAAGAACCUAAUUCAAAAGAAGAUAUGAAAAAAAUGAUCAGAAGGAUUUCAUAAUAAGCAUCUGCUUCAGCCUAUAUAUUAGCUGCUAAAGGUGAUUAUACUACAUUGGCUGCUGCUUAAGAAGAAUUAUAAAGUUAGAAGAGCAUAGGAUCCCAAAAAUCUUUGUCAAAUAAAUGAUU